Messenger RNA from Exophiala oligosperma, 1859 nucleotides. RefSeq lists its product as uncharacterized. Lineage: Eukaryota; Fungi; Ascomycota; Eurotiomycetes; Chaetothyriales; Herpotrichiellaceae. The record is from RefSeq and is a predicted model, not a curated record. The coding region runs from base 356 to 1768 and encodes 470 amino acids. The transcript has a single exon.
CCUCACACUGCCCCCUUCUAUUGGACCUUUCGCCCUCCGACGAUCAUUGACACCCACGUGAGAAGGAAAAGUGGCCGACUUUUCGGCCACGAGGUAUUCCUGUUCUCGAUUUGAAAGGCCGAUCGUGGCCAAUCGCUUUAAAUUAAGCACAGCCUCGAUCCAAAAGAUCUCUCGUCUAAGGCCGGCAAAGACCACUCAAGGCGAACAAGAACGUGCAAAUGACUGUUCCUUCGUGACAAACGGUCCUCAUCACCUCUGCGAACGAAGCUCUCUCUCGUUGAUGAUGCCAACAAUUGCAGGGUUGGUUUGCGACAGAAGGAAAUUUGUGCACUAUGACAACUGACCAAGCUUCUCGAUGAUGGCCAAAUCCCAGCCUCGGUGCUCUCUUCAAGACACCAUAGAUCUUGGAGAGUUCUUUGAGUUGGACGAGGCCACAGUCUUGAUUCAGAUACGAGAAGCCUUCGAACCGGAACUAGAGCGCCUAAAGUGUGCAAAGGCCGUGGAAGGCACCGACCAGCAACGGUAUGCAAACGGCACUUCGGAAGAUCCGAGUCCGUCACAGAUACUGUAUGGCAAAAAUUACGACGAGAUCAAUCGAACAUUAGUCGGCGUUCUCGCCCUGAGAUGGAUUCACAACAAGGACUAUCAACGUUUUACUCGUGGACAAUCGCCAGAAUACCGCCUGACUGAGGAGUCUUUCGAAUGGCUUUGCCAAUUAUUCUUGAAUGGCCUCAAGUCCGAGGAGGACUUGUUCACUUUAAUUUUAUCCAUGAUAAUCAACGACCUGGGAAAAGAUCGCAAUUUGGAGGAGGAUUUUUAUUUUGUCAACAACCAGCGCUUACCUGACCAAAACCACGACGCCAUUUUACUCGAAGCAGCAAAGGCUGGCAUGGUGCCAUGUUUAUCUUAUCUAUCUCCUGAGAGACGAGAGGAUGUUAUGCUGGGACUCGAGCUUGGCUCGGAGCUGAAUGCAGGUCAACUAGCCCAGGCUGAGAGUGUUCCGGUAAAUUUGGAGGGCCUCCUGACCAUGAGGGGCCAUGAACAUGCUUUUGAGCUCAAAUUUAUGGAACAAGUGCUUGAUGUCGCAGGCGCAGCUGGACACAUUGACUCGUCUGGUGCAAAAAACCUGAUCGAACCCGUCUUUCAGGCGUUUAAAACCGUUCACGAAGUGUCCUUGGAGAUCAUAGCUGGCAAGGCUAGUCUCAGACAAGGCUACGACAAGGUUUUGACAAAGCGUGGCAAUAUGCUUUCUCUGAAGGGAUUUCGUAGGUUGAGUGUGAGCGAUGAAAAGGACCGAGCUCUUCUACGGCUGCUCGCGAUGGGACGUACGGCCGACAAGGAACAAGCUGAACUCUUCUCGAGAUCCUUUGAAGGGCUGGAUUCGGGGAGCAGAGACCAGCUCAUUCGAGGUCUCAACAUCGAUGGGAAAGACAAUGAAACUGCGGUGCUACCAUAUUACAUGCCCGCGAUCAUUUCGACAACGCUUGAAAAUACGAAAGGAUCCGACCAGGACGGCAAACAGAAGGCCUUGACAAGCCUGAUGAGGUAUCUCGCCAGAGUGCUCGAGAGUGGGAACGGCAGCGUAGGGUUUGAGGACGAAAGGAUGAACAACGGGGCAAUUCCUGGGAUUGUCAUCGAAAGAAAUAUGACAAAGGCGCAAGAUGUGAUCAACAGCGCCGAGUUCAAGCAGGAUCCAGAUAUACUGAACUCUCUUGCAAUACCAGAUGGACAGGUACUGCAACGGAGAAGGACCAGCCAGUCAUGGUGAGCGCACAACAACAAGUUGAUCCAUAUGGAUCUUGUUUUGAUGACACUUUCAUCCUCGCAGGCUCUGAAGUAGAUCUUAGUUGACUUUUGAC